This is a messenger RNA of Saccostrea cuccullata (small rock oyster), 544 nucleotides long. Its product is annotated as gametocyte-specific factor 1-like. The coding region runs from base 59 to 544 and encodes 161 amino acids. NCBI's taxonomy places the organism in Eukaryota, Metazoa, Mollusca, Bivalvia, Ostreida, Ostreidae. The record is from RefSeq and is a predicted model, not a curated record. The transcript has a single exon.
UUUCUUCUGAAAAGCAUCAGAAUCUAAAGGUCUGACAUUGGUACAUAGCUUAAAAAGGAUGGAUUAUUACAGAAAUUCUACUAAUGAAAUGGUUAUUUGUCCGUAUGACAAAACACAUGUCAUAAGGAAAGAAAGGCUGUCCGGGCACUUAAUUAAAUGUGCUAGAAAUAAUAAAACUGUGACCAGAAACUUUUCCUCCUGCGAGUUUAACCAUAGUCACAAAAUUAAAAGGGGUGAUGGUAGUGACCAUUACAAAUACUGUGAGGACAAACGGCGGUUUGAUGGUUGGUUGGAGAGGGAUUUAACCUGUUCUAAAAAAGGCAACACCUCCCUUCCUAAAUAUGAGGAUGUCAAUAUUAGUAAUGAUGAUAAUUGGGAUGAGGAACUGGAACCCUUUUACAGUAAAAACUUUUUGGGACUAGUUUCAGAUAUUAAAAAAAACUUUGAAAACGUUUGUAUGAAAAAGGGGAACACUUCUCUCCCAACUUAUAAUGAAGUUGAAAUAUCCUCCGGGGAAAACUGGGAUGAGGAGUUAAUGUUCUGA